UUCAGUUCCAAGUUGCUGUCAGGAUGGAGAAGAUCAUCUUCUGCUUUCUUAUUCUCACAAGUUUCUGUUGUUGGGGUGAAAGGAUUACUGCCAGCAAAACUAUGCCAACAUUGUAUCCCUCACCAGUGAAGAAGAAGAGCGGGUGUUCAAAGCAUAUGUGAAUAGAAACGGACCAAGGGAAGGAUGGAUCGGGAUGUACUGGGAUCCAAACAUGAGAAGAUGGAAAUGGUGGAGAGGUGGCAAUGUCACCUACCACAGAUUUGUGAACUCUGGUGAAUGGGAUAAAGCUAAAAAUGUCUACUGGAAACAUGAUGGAUGGCACUGGAAGGAUGGGACUCAUUCUGAGAGUUUCUUCUGCCUGAACAUGAUUGUGGUCCAGGAAAGGAAGACCUGGGAGGAUGCUCUGGAGCACUGCAGAAAGAAUGAUGGCGACCUCAUCAGCCUGCUCUCUGAGGUAGAGAACCAUAUAGCUCACAGUAGGAUCCAUCAUUCAGCCUUGACUCAGCAGGUGUGGAUCGGCAUGCGUUACCUUGGAGACAGCUGGAUGUGGGUGAAUGGAGACCCUGUGCUGUACACGGCCUCAACAACAAAAGGGGAUCAGGACUACCAGUGUCCGAGGCUGAGGCGCUGCGGCGCUUUGACCAAAGAGGGGAAGUGGGAGAUAAGGGACUGUGGGGAGAAACUCAGCUUCAUCUGUGCCUGAGUUUGACCAAGGAUCAAGUCUCUGAUUGGAUACAUCCACAAUAUAUAAUGUCAUAUUCUUUAGUCAUAUUUUAUCAUUAGAUCAAUUUUUCUUCAUAUCUAUCAAUUUGCUUAUUAUACAACCUCAGUAGACCAAUGCCUCCUUAAAUAAUCAAUGAGGUGGUUUUAAUCUAAUAGUUUGACUGUGUGGGCUCCCUGUAACCUAAUUAAUGAGUGUUGUUCUUACACUGUGGUGAUUAUAAUAGGUCUGAUUAUGGGAUAGAAAAUGUAUCAAACACUG
This is a messenger RNA of Cyprinodon variegatus (sheepshead minnow), 982 nucleotides long. RefSeq names its product struthiocalcin-1-like. Lineage: Eukaryota; Metazoa; Chordata; Actinopteri; Cyprinodontiformes; Cyprinodontidae. The transcript has 2 exons. The record is from RefSeq and is a predicted model, not a curated record. The coding region runs from base 194 to 703 and encodes 169 amino acids.